This is a messenger RNA of Penicillium waksmanii, 1527 nucleotides long. RefSeq names its product YagE family protein. The record is from RefSeq and is a predicted model, not a curated record. The transcript has a single exon. Bases 1 to 1527 code for a protein of 508 amino acids. Lineage: Eukaryota; Fungi; Ascomycota; Eurotiomycetes; Eurotiales; Aspergillaceae.
AUGGCAUCCGCAUCAGAAGAUUCGCCAUUACUGCCUCAACAGGAUCCCCCCCUCGCCGCGGGCCACUCGCCCUCCGCGGUCGGUGACAUUCAAUCCGUUGACGACAAUCAGCACCUACGGCGGUACCACCCACUCCGAUCCGACCUUCCGACCUCUACAGACUGGUUCACCUCCAGUUCAGAAUGUCAAUGCGCAGGUGGACAUCCUCGUGCUGGGGGCCAGCCGAUGCUCUCCGCGUUGAAUAGCAAACUUCGUCGUCGCAAUAGUUAUGGCGCCCCCCUCACUGCACCGAACACGCCUGCGGGCUCCAAGAUUGGCCCGCAACGUACCACGAAGAAAGCGCAAAAACUCAAGCUGCUCCCUGAUCCCGUUACCGCCGAAGAAGAAGAUGGUGACUUUCCCCGCGAUGUCUAUUCGCAAAUCACGCGCAUCAAGGAACCCGCCGCACGGAGCCAUGCUGCACGUCUAGGCAAAGCCGACCGUGAUCGUAUUCCCCGAGUCACUGCAUACUGCACUGCCAACUCAUACCGCCUGGAAGGUGUCAUCAAGUUCUUGAAGUCCCGCGCUAAGUCUCGUGGAGCGAAUCCCAAGUUGUUUGACGAGUGCGUUUAUUCCCCAUUCGACUAUCAAUUCGAAGAAAAGCAGAAGGGAGGCCGGCUCUUCCCUGUUGGAGGAAACAAUGGACACCAUGAACGGCGCACUAGUGAGCGCAGAUAUUCGGACAGUGCGGUGGAAGUAGAGGACAACACCAAGACACGACGAGAAGACUUGAUCGACUUUCGCGAUGAAUCCGGCCGCCCAGUCGAUGUCGAUUCAGAACACGCAGUAUCAGCACCGCAAUCGGAUGAAAACUUUGAUAUUGACACGACCAUCCAUACCCCCGAGAUAUUCCUUUUCGACUACGGCACCGUUGUGAUAUGGGGCAUGAGCCCUGCGCAUGAAUCCCGCUUUUUAUCAGAUAUUUCCAAAUUUGCAUCCUCGAUCUUAAGUCCGGAUGACACGCAGAUUGAGAAUUUCAACUUCUACUACGCUCGCGAAUACCAGGCGCGCAUAUACAACGAUUUCAUCUCACUCCGGGACCCGCGCAACCAUAUGAUUAAGUUGGCCAUUUCGCAUGCCCUGGCCCAAUCGGUGAAAACCUCUCUCUUCGAGGAUCUUGUAUCUGAAACCAUUUCCGACACGGCUCCGCUCCCAGCUCAGAUCGCACAAACAGGUAGCGUCAACCUGACUCGUCGGCAAAUCAACAUGCAGAUUGGCGAGCUUUUUAUCCUUCGAAUCAAUAUCCAUUUGCAGGGAUCCGUUCUCGAUAGUCCGGAGCUUUUCUGGGCGGAACCUCAGCUCGAACCUGUCUAUCAGGCUGUUCGAAGUUAUCUGGAGAUGGAUCAGCGAGUCAGCUUGCUUACCGAGCGACUGGAUGUCAUUGCAGAUCUUCUCGCCGUGCUUAAAGAUCAAUUGACACAUCGCCAUGGAGAAUACCUAGAAUGGAUCGGUACGUACGAACUUAGCAAAUAUACCAAAGCCUACUAA